AUGUUUGAUAGGCAACAAGAACUGCUUGAAGAGUUGCUUAGGAGAGAAGAACAACCGCGCAAGAGAAGGUCCAUAUAUAGAGAUCAUCAAGCAGCGCAUGAGAGGCUCAUCGCCGACUACUUUGUCGAAUCAUGCACAUACACUGAUGCCCAAUUUCGACGAAGGUAUCGAAUGAAUAGGCCUAUCUUUCUACGAAUUGUGGAUUCUAUGUCAAAUUUCGAUGUUUACUUCACACAACGUCGUAAUAAUGCGGGCAAGCUUGGUUUAACCCCUAUCCAAAAGUGUACUGCUGCCCUACGCAUGCUCGCAUAUGGAGUAGCAGCUGAUGCUUGUGAUGAGUACGUGAAGAUAGGAGAAUCUACUGCGGUUGAGUGUACUCAGAGGUUUUACGAAGGGGUAAUAGCCUUGUUUCAAGAUGAAUACUUAAGACGACCCAAUGUGCAAGACUUGCAGAGGUUAAUCCAAGUUGGACAAGAGCGUGGUUUCCCAGGGAUGAUUGGAAGUAUCGAUUGCAUGCAUUGA
Molecule: messenger RNA, 522 nt
Organism: Asparagus officinalis (garden asparagus)
Lineage: Eukaryota; Viridiplantae; Streptophyta; Magnoliopsida; Asparagales; Asparagaceae
Exons: 1
Coding region: 1-522 (173 amino acids)
Source: RefSeq, a predicted model, not a curated record